GUCCUUAACAUUAAUUUAGGGAGGAUGGAAUAUCAUUAGCAAAGGAUGUGCAAAUGGAUGAGAAGAUUUGAUGCCCAUGCGUAAUCGCAGCUGAGUGACAACAAAAGAGAGAGAAUGUUGGCAGAAGCAUACGAUGACACCAACGUGAUAGUUUGUGGAAUGAUCAAGGUUUGCGUACAACUACAAGGACGGUGUUGGCAGUGACUUAAGUGACAGCAUCAGGGCAGUGCUGGUAGCAAGGGUUACAUUACACUUACAUAGGACGGUGUUGACCGGAUAAGUCUCAAGUGUCGAGAAACAGAACAGUCUAUCUGGCGGAUAACUGUAGGCACUGACCCUCACACGUCCCUGGUUCAUCACGACUGCUGGCACUGACGCUCACACGUCCCUGGUUCAUGACGACUGCUGGCACUGACGCUCACACGUCCCUGGUUGAUGACGAUUGCUGGCACUGACCCUCACACGUCCCUGGUUCAUCACGACUGCUGGCACUGACCCUCACACGUCCCUGGUUCAUCACGACUGCUGGCACUGACCCUCACACGUCCCUGGUUCAUCACGACUGCUGGCACUGACCCUCACACGUCCCUGGUUCACCACGACUGCUGGCACUGACCCUCACACGUCCCUGGUUCACCACGACUGUAGGCACUGACCCUCACACGUCCCUGGUUCAUCACGACUGCAGGCACUGACGCUCACACGUCCCUGGUUCAUCACGACUGCUGGCACUGACGCUCACACGUCCCUGGUUCAUCACGACUGCUGGCACUGACCCUCACACGUCCCUGGUUCAUCACGACUGCAGGCACUGACGCUCACACGUCCCUGGUUCAUCACGACUGCUGGCACUGACGCUCACACGUCCCUGGUUCAUCACGACUGCUGGCACUGACCCUCACACGUCCCUGGUUCAUCACGACUGCUGGCACUGACCCUCACACGUCCCUGGUUCAUCACGACUGCUGGCACUGACCCUCACACGUCCCUGGUUCAUCACGACUGCUGGCACUGACGCUCACACGUCCCUGGUUCAUCACGACUGCUGGCACUGACGCUCACACGUCCCUGGUUCAUCACGACUGCUGGCACUGACCCUCACACGUCCCUGGUUCAUCACGACUGCUGGCACUGACCCUCACACGUCCCUGGUUCAUCACGACUGCUGGCACUGACCCUCACACGUCCCUGGUUCAUCACGACUGCUGGCACUGACCCUCACACGUCCCUGGUUCAUCAUUACACACUCAGCACAACACACACACACACACACACACACACACACACACACACACACACACACACAAACACACGGAUAAUAUCACCAAUGUGUUUCUAGCACCUGUUUACUGGUAUAAACAUGAGCUGUCUCGUACGAACGAAAAGGCCACUCGCAGUUUUCUCUAUCCGUAUGGUCCCGUGCUCUUAGCAAGACAUCAAUACAUAUUUCGAAGACAUAUGCAAACAGCUCGAAGUCAAAACAAAUAUAUUAAACUAUGGGAAACUUAGCUCUUGCUGACUGGAAAGCAUAUUAAGGCCUUACAGAGAACAAUGUAGGACAAUUAAUAGAACUCGGGUAUCAUUCGAACACCAUGAAAAAUGGCAGCAUUAGUGUGAUCGUGGCAACAUUGGCUAGAAAUUCAGAGAGCAAUUAUUUGGCCAGCCAUGGUGACGUCGGGACCAGCCGUGGAUAGUGAGGCAUGUCUGUAGUGCUGACACCAGCGCUGCGGGACCCCAGGAGGCCAGGAUGAGGCACCAUACACCCAAGAGACUCCAAGUACUCGCCUCAGCAGCACCCAGACACCCCAGGAGGCCAGGAUGAGGCACCUUGAGACACUCAAGACACAGCUGCUGGUGCUGGUGUCUUUGGGAAUUGUGGCAAGAGCAGGCAGCAAGGCGGUGUAUGCCCCGACGUCAAGUUGGGCGGUCGGGCAGCAGCUGGAGACGUCAGAGGGUGAGGUAGAGCAGUACUCGCGGGGCGGCGUCCCGACCCUUCCCCGCCCACUUCACUUCCCCGCCCACGGUGAGAACCGGUUCAGUGUGGCCACCCAGCGUCACCAGUACUAUGGCAGCUACCAACACCACAACGGCGACACCAAUGCUUCCCCUCACCUGGACUAUGAACUGGAUCAGUCUUACCAGAACGAGGUUAAUAUCUACGAGUACUCGUACACGGAGAGCAGUGCCUAUGUCAACCCCAAUAUGAUGUACACUCGUGGUGGUGGGCGGCGUGUGGGUCCUGGGGGCAAGGUGGGCCGCCCACGGCGCCUGGGGGAGCGUCUGUGGUGGGCUGGCGUGCCCGUGCUGACUGCACGCGGAGACACCUUCCUCCCCAGGGGCGUCCCAUCAGGGGUUGAGGAGGGGCGAGCACGAGCUGUGGUGACGGGCUCUCAGCACCAUCACCAGGAGCCCAUCAGUAACCCCGAGACCCGUGACUCUGAGUGGUACCUUCACGGUGCCAGCGGUGACCACAAACCCGCUCCUGAUCUUCUGCUCCAGAAUGAUUCCCUGAUUGGUAUGAUCAGAGUGCAGAAGUCGCUGCAGCAGUCACAGGAGACGGCCGGCUACGUGCAUGACUUCCCUCCCGUGCCUGGCACCUCGGCUGCCCACCCACCACCCAGGCAGUGGGGAGGGUUCGACACUCUUCUCAAGAUGAUGAACCAGGCCGAUGAAAGUGCACCAACCAAGGCAUCCAAAGAUCGUAACAGCACCGAGUAUGGAACACCCAUUGGCAAGAACAGAAAUAGACAAGGACCCAUCAAUAUCAGUAUCAGUAUCAGCAGCACCAGCAGCAGCAGCAGCAGCAGCAGCAGGAGCAGCAAGAGAAGGAAGAGCAGUGGUGAUGGGUCCCAGCAGGUGUUGGCACAUGUUGGUGAUGAGGGUGAUGAUGAGUCCCACACACCUGUCACCACCACCGCCGUCCUGGGCUCCGUCAUGCUCCUCAUCAUACUCGUCGUGGUGAGUCAGGUGAUGGUGGCACUGAGAGUGCAGUGGCGGGAGAGAGUGAAGGAGGAGGAGGCGUGGGGAGCACAGUCGCCCUCAGUACUCCCCGCCACCCCCGCCUCCACCAGCACCACGCCCCCCCUCAACCCUCACCACCUCCACCCACUCACACACCUUCAGGCUCAACCCAUCAGGAUUAAGGCAAAGGGUUUGCUGGAGAGGCGAGGUUCCAACACGAGCCUGACCCUGGAGCUAGCACCCAACUAUGCUCCACCAGAGGUCCCGUCCCCACCUCGACAUUGCACGCCAGAGGAGUUCCUAAUGACGGCGGGCAACAGAAUGAGUCGAGGGCAGCUGCGCCAGUGUCUGAAGGAGGUCCGGGCACUUCACGCAGAGUUCUGGGAGAUCCCACUCAACCACCCUGACAAGUGUGACAUGCUGGGGGCGGCGUCCAAGAACAGGUACCGCACCGUGCUGCCCAACGAGGCCAGCCGGGUGCGCCUACACACUGAAGACCCGGCCUUGGAGUACAUCAACGCUAACUACAUCAGGGGUUACGACGGAGAGGAGCGGGCAUACAUCGCGACGCAGGGGCCGCUGCCUCACACAGUGGCGGACCUGUGGAGGCUGGUGAUGCAGGAGUGUGCGCCCGCCCUCGUCAUGAUCACCAGGCUCAAGGAGAAGCAGAGGGUCAAAUGCGAGCCUUAUGUGCCCACACACGCAGCCACAUAUGGUGAUAUUAGUGUCACUGUCAGGCAGAUUAUACAGAAAAGUGGCUACACCAUCCGUAGACUUUUGCUCCAGCGAGGAGAGGAGGAGCACGAGACACUACACUUCUGGUACACUGCCUGGCCCGACCACAAGGCCCCAGCGGAGGCUGACCAACUCCUUGCCAUGGCACUACAGGUUGAACACAUCAGAAAGACGGGUGAUGGAGGGCGCCAGGGUCCCGUGGUUGUCCACUGUUCAGCUGGCAUUGGUCGUAGUGGCUGCUUCCUGGCCAUAAGCAUCGCUAUCAACCAGCUGCAGGAAGAAGACUGCGUCGAUAUCCUCGGCAUCGUCUGCCAGAUGAGGCUAGACAGGGGCGGGAUGGUGCAGACGGGCGAGCAGUACGAGUUCAUCCACCGGGCCAUGGCGCUCUAUGCCUCCAGCCUCCCCUCUCACCUCAACACCAAAUGAUCAACACCACACACGCCUCCACUGGGAACCUCACCCGUCACACUCCCGCCACUAGCCACCACGCUCUCUACCAGAGUCUGAAGAACUGACGGACACCACAAGCGUCUUGUCAGCGCUCUGACACGGCCACUGUGUCGGUGAUGACAUGCAGUGGACCACCAGGCGGUCCUGCAUACAGCCGCCACAUUACGUUCAGUGUCCGCUAUGUGUAACAUUCACGUGUAUACUACAGUAAUAAAGUUGUGCAAUAAAUGAAAAUGCAUU
Procambarus clarkii (red swamp crayfish) is the source of this 4386-nucleotide messenger RNA. Its product is annotated as receptor-type tyrosine-protein phosphatase R. The record is from RefSeq and is a predicted model, not a curated record. NCBI's taxonomy places the organism in Eukaryota, Metazoa, Arthropoda, Malacostraca, Decapoda, Cambaridae. Gene Ontology annotation, cellular component: cytosol; cell junction; plasma membrane. Gene Ontology annotation, biological process: signal transduction; peptidyl-tyrosine dephosphorylation. Gene Ontology annotation, molecular function: protein tyrosine phosphatase activity; protein kinase binding.